Phytophthora sojae is the source of this 465-nucleotide messenger RNA. RefSeq lists its product as hypothetical. The coding region runs from base 1 to 465 and encodes 154 amino acids. The transcript has a single exon. The record is from RefSeq and is a predicted model, not a curated record. NCBI's taxonomy places the organism in Eukaryota, Oomycota, Peronosporomycetes, Peronosporales, Peronosporaceae.
AUGGAUGACGACUGGCGCGAGGACGGCAGCUUGAGGGACCUGAACGCCGGCGGCGGCGGGGGCGGCAAGGGCAAGGCACGCGGCAAGGGCAAAGGGCCGCAGUUCACGCGCGUGAUCCCCAAGUUCCUGCAGAAGUACCACCAGCCGCCGGCCAUCCAGGCAAAGUUCGCGACGCUGCCCAACGACGAGGAGGACGAGGGGCUGGACGAGGUGCAGCAGGCGGCGAUCGACGAGUAUCUGGCUAAAAGGGAAGAUAAGAAAGAGAAGAAGAAGAAAAGAGAAAAAGAAGAAGAUGGAGAAGAUGAAGAGGAGAACACAGACAAGAAGAAGACCAAGACUUCGGGGCAGACGGUGGUGCAGAUGGGCAAGGCGACGGACGCAACCAAGAAGAAGAAGCGCAAACGCACAGAUCGACCGACGCUUAGUAACAAGAAGUUGUUGUCCUUCUCGAUGGAUGACGAGUGA